Molecule: messenger RNA, 533 nt
Organism: Rotaria sp. Silwood1
Lineage: Eukaryota; Metazoa; Rotifera; Eurotatoria; Philodinida; Philodinidae
Source: the annotation of a GenBank genome assembly
AUGCGUGGUUUAUCAAUGACAUUUGCUCGAAAUAUUCCAUCAUUUGCUGCUUAUUUUCCCACAUGGACAUUUUUUGUUGCAAAUUUUCUCCAACAGGUUCAUAUUAUAGAAGAAUGUCAUACAGCUGGUUUAUCAUUACUUGUCUUUCGUGUUCUAUCUUCAAUAGAUAAUGUUACGGGUUUAUUUAUAUUCAAUAGUGUAUGUAUAAUACCAGCAAUAUUGAAUCUAUUAUCUUCACACCGUGGUCUUAAUCGAACAAUGAAAAUAUUAACAUUUUUAAUGGAUAUUGCAUCGGUUUUUAUGCAAUUAUGUUUACCAUUAGCACUUUUUCUUAUUUCACUUGGUUAUUGGGAAACUUUUGCUCAAACACGUAUAUUAAAACAAAAGUUUUUCGAAUGGUUUCAACAGGGUAUAAGACUUGCUUAACUGCCUUUAUUUGUUUCAAUUUAAUUAUUGUAAAGUCAUUCUGUUACAUUAAAGAAAAAUACAACAAUAUUACUUAUUAUCCGCGCCGAAACUUGAUGAUUCUCUAG